Molecule: messenger RNA, 4398 nt
Organism: Passer montanus (Eurasian tree sparrow)
Lineage: Eukaryota; Metazoa; Chordata; Aves; Passeriformes; Passeridae
Gene: VKORC1L1
Product: vitamin K epoxide reductase complex subunit 1 like 1
Exons: 3
Coding region: 42-572 (176 amino acids)
Biological process (GO): vitamin K metabolic process; peptidyl-glutamic acid carboxylation
Molecular function (GO): vitamin-K-epoxide reductase (warfarin-sensitive) activity
Source: RefSeq, a predicted model, not a curated record
CGGGCGCGCGUCGCGGGCUGAGGCGGAGGGACGGGGCCAAGAUGGCGGCGCCCGUCCUGCUGCGGGUGUCGGUGCCGCGCUGGGAGCGGGUGGCGCGGUCCGCCGUGUGCGCCGCCGGCAUCCUGCUGUCCCUGUACGCCUGCCACCUGGAGCGCGAGAAGGGCCGCGACAGCCACUACCAGGCCCUGUGCGACCUCAGCGAGCGGGUGCGCUGCUCCGCCGCCAUCACCUCCAGAUGGGGUCGAGGAUUCGGUCUCUUGGGUUCCAUCUUUGGAAAGGACAGUGCAAUAAAUCAGUCAAACAGUGUUUUUGGCCUGGUGUUUUAUAUACUACAAAUGCUACUGGGUAUGACAGCAAGUGCAGUAGCAGCUCUAAUCCUCAUGACAUCCUCCAUAGUGUCUGUAGUAGGGUCCCUGUACUUGGCAUACAUUCUGUACUUCGUGCUGAAGGAGUUUUGCAUUGUCUGCGUGCUCACAUAUUUGCUGAACUUCAUUCUCUUUAUCAUCAACUACAAACGACUAGUUUAUUUGAACGAGGCCUGGAAGAGGCAACUCCAACCCAAACAGGAAUAACCCCUGCUGGAACUUUUGACUGACAGUCUGAAGACCCAACUUCCAUUAAGUUUAUUUUGCAGUAAUUUUUUUAUUCUCCAUAUCAGACACUUCUUGCCCCCCUUUCCCCCACAAGAAUCAUAAUGGAAAUUUUGAAUUCUAAAUUUCAAGGGGCCCCAGAUAAUUUCUCUGUGCUAAUCUUCAGUUUCAAUGAGGUUCUGAAAGAAAGCUCUAUAACAAUCAAAGACAAGCUUUAACUUUACUUGGAAGGAGUUUUAGCCACAGCAAAACCUAGACUCUCUCUCUUCCCCCUCCACUUGUGAAGUGGGUAACACUUGCUAUAAAAUAUCCUGUAUAUAAAUUCAGGUAUAACAAGAUGUGAUCAUGACAUGAAAUAUUCUAGACUAGCAUCACCAUAUUUAAUAUUGCCAUGUUUACAGUAAGUGUAUUUUUUUCUUUUUUUUUCUUUCUUUUUUUUUUUUUAGCUGAUGGACUUAGAUUUGACUAGGACUUAUACUGUAAAUAAAAUUAGAACUCUUGGUUUCAUCCCUGGAGAACUCACUGUCCCAUGGGUUGGUUAGGAGCUGUCAGAGGUUCAGCUCAGAGUCGACUGACACGAUGGAAGAAGUGACCUCCAAAGAACAUGGAGUUGCUGCUCUCACUGUUGUGAUUUCACAAGAAUGAUGCUUGGGGUUGGUUCCAUUUUUUCUUCUUUUUUAUUUUUUUUUCCUUUUUUUUUUUUUGUCUCCAGUAACAAAAAUGGAAUUAAAGCUGAAACCUGAAGUAUGUUGAUUAAACGACAACCUCAUUAAUUUCUGUACAGAACAAAAAUAGCUUCAUGUGGUCAAUGAAAAGCUGAUUUGCAGACUGGGGGUCGGAUGAAGUGUUCUUUGAAAGGACUCAUUUCCAAGCAGAGCUGUUCCUUUUGAAGCUGUGCUCAGCCAGCCAGUGUUACUAAUGUUUGAUGUUCUGUGAAUGCUGCAGGAUAGAAUUGCAAUUUGCAGUGGAAACCACUGAGUGAGCAGGAUAACCACGCAGUGCACUGAAAAAGCAGUUCCUUAAUUGAUCUUGGUCAGGAUCUGUGGUUUGUGCUAUAUUGGGAAAUGAACUUUAGGCCUGACACACACACACAGAGAAGAUCUCUUGGAAGGGCAACCUGUUUAAUGGGAUAAAUAAGUCAAUGUGCUCCUGAAAAUGAAAUGUGAUAUAGUGCUAUCAUUGCUCUUUCUAAGAACUAAUUAGGGGAAAAAAAAUUCAACUGCAUAUUUUAACAAAGGAACAAAAUUGUACACGUUGUUUCUGCACUCAGUAUUCUAAGGCUGAAUGUUAAAAGUGCCUUCUGUCUUCAAAUCUUAAACCAAAUACUUUGUGUUGAACUUGGCAGGCAGAAGUGUCCUUGCUUUAAAAAUGAACAAACAAAAUUCCCAGCAAACUUGCUGGGGAUAGAAGAGUAUUAAGAGAUCUGGUUUUAGUUUUUAGACUGAGAAGUGGUAGCAGUAUUGUUUUCAGUUUAAUUUAAAAGCUUGAUGUGAUUUGGAAAAGUGAAAUAUUUGUGUUUCAGACUGUGUGACACCAAAAUGUGUGGGUUCAGCUACUUUCUGUAAUUGGUGCUGUGCUGCUGUUUGCCCUUGUCAGUUCGAAAUAUGAAGAAUUCCGACUGCAUACCCAUUUAUUUAAAGAACUAAUUUAACUCCUUUUAGCAUCUUCAUUCUCAAACAUGAAUGUCAGAGAGCCACUUCCAUUGCAAGUGGAUUUUAAACACUAAGGAUAAACUUGACUGUGAAACGAGCAGUGUUUCCAUAGAGCAAAACGAGGUUGGAGAUCGAAUUCAUAAAAUUAAUAUUUCAAUUACUACUGAGCUAAUUCUGGUUUAUACCAAGGCUAGAGGUGGAAACUGCUUUUGUGUACAGAGUUGUGUGGUGUGAGUAACAUCUGUUGCAUGUAACACUAAAUGACUUGUCCCUCGUCUGACAGUUUUAGCCAACAAUCCAUUAAAUGAGUUUUGUAUUGACCAGAGUAUAGUUAAAGCUUGUCUUGAUGUUUAGUUCUGUCUCUCAAAUGCCUUCCACUUUGAUAUUAAGGGGAAUGAAUGAUGUUGAAUUGGUCCCUCAAGGCUUGGCUUUGUUCCCUCCCAAGCCCUGAGGCAGUAGCAGUGUUUAAUGUAUAGAUUUUAUUUUGAUGCAUUCCUGUGAUCUACACUAAAGGCAUCUUUUUUUCAUCCAAGGAAGAGGUGAACACGUGCUGCUCCUAUCUCAGAGCAAGCAGCCAUGGAGACAAGUCUAAUCCAUGAGUACUUGGUCCAAUUUCUGGGAAAAAAAGAGGAAAAAAAGCCCCAUCAGCUGAAAGUAUUGGUGUUGACUUAACUUCACUGUGUCUUGUGCUUGUUUGUGUGGGCAGUCUGUUGAUUCAGUUUGUUUAGUACAAAUGUUUAGGGCCAGAUUUCAGCAGUCCUUGUUAGUGUGCACAUGGGGAGCAAAUGGAGCUGGAGUUUGGGCUCUGGGAGAAUUUGCAGCCACACUUUGUGCACAGCUUUGCAAAUCUGAUCCUUAAUUGUGAGCUCUCUUGUCUUGUGUGCUUCCCUUGCAGUUACUUUUUACUGGAAGUGAUUUGCUAGAAAUGGCCCUGAUUUCUUCUGUUUCUCUCUUGUGCUUCAGAAAUGCAGUUGGCCUGAUAGAGGGCAGAAUAAUCUUAGCAGGAGAAAUUUGGACCUUUCUGCUUCCAGUUCUUUUGACUCUUUCCUUGCUGCUCCCAGUGAUAGAAGCAGCAUCUUCCUUCCAGUAAAAUGGGUUGUGAUGGAAAUCAGGAGUGCAGCUGUGCCCCCCUGCCUGCCCCAGCCAAAUGUGGUGGCAAAUGUGUGCUUGAUGCUGGUUUUACCCUUACAAAUCCAAAGGCAAAUCCUAACAUUUCUCAAGGAUGCAGGAGUCUGGGUAAAGGCAGGUAAAUGAUAUUUGGGCUGGCAAGAGACAGGGGGUGUUACAGAGAUCCUCGUUGUGGUUUCAACACUCAGGAGAAUGGAAGGGAUAAAAUUCACAGUAUCCAAACAAAGGUUCUGAAUUUGGGCUCUUCCUGCCCCUUUUGGCUCUCUAGAAUCCCAAAAUUCCUUUAGGAUCAUGGAAUAUUCUGAGUUGGAAAUUUCACAGUGAGAGGCGGAUUGGAAAGGCAAAAAAACCUCAUCCCAAACCCUGCUUAGGAAUGAUCCAUUCCUGAAAUCCUCUUACUGUAAGGUACUUGCUACUCUUUAAGGCCAAGGAGGAAAUGAAUAUUCUUGGAAGUUUCUUCCUGUGACACAUUUGUGACACUGAGGCCAAUGAAACAUUGCUGAGCACCUUUGGGAUGUGAAGUGACAGCAGCUCUCUGGUGAGGAGCUUUCUCAGUGCUGGAGCUGGCAUUUUUGUGCUGCUGCAGUCUCAGUUGUUCCAGGAGGUUGGAGAGGUGCUUCAGGCAGUUCUGCCCCUGAUUUAUGUGGGCUGGGAUCAGACCUUGGCUUUGGUUCUGCCAGUGUUGUUUAAACUGACAGAAAAGACAUGAAGUGUUCUGUUACCACAAAACUGUGUUAAGCAUGGCCUCAGUAUUAGGUGUUUGUUCUGUAUAGUAUAUUCCAUCAACUAUUUAUUCCCAGUGCUUUCAACUCCAAAUCCAACACCCAUUUGAAAUGGAGUCAUUGGGCAGAUAUUCCUUUUCUCAAUAUAGGCUGAGAGAUUCUCUACUGGAGGUUUAGGAUCCAAUUUUGCUAACAGGUAAAAAACCAUGUAAAUAUGUACGAAUUCUAUUUGUUGCACAUAACUUUUGGUAUAAAAAAAAAAGAAAAAAAAAACUCCAACAAAAAUAAAUGUAGAAAUUACCUGUG